GGCGAGCCACGAAUGCCUCGCGACGGGCACGUCCGCCCCACCGCCGCCGCGCUCGCGGAUCUUGCGCUCGUCAGCUUCUAGUGUAAACGAGCACAGGUAUUGAAAGAACGCCGCACCGCCCCAGGCAAUGAUAGUCGUCCAGACGAAUGUCCGUCGGCGCCCGUAGUGCUUGAUGAAUUUGGCCACGAGCCAGGGACCGCCGCCCUUGCCGAGGUCGUCGAAGAUGCUAUGAAUUGCCAUCGCCGACGCGCGAGCGCGCGGAUAGGUCACGUUAGCCAAGCACGCGUGGACGAUGAGGCCCACCUGCGAGGCGAGGAGGCCCAGAAAAAACGCGAUGCACAUGAGGCGUGGUAGGUGGUGGUGGUGCGGCGACCGCGGCGUCAUACCAGCUCGGGCAGUUGUGCUUCCCGUUCUGGGGCGCGAUAUCCGACAGGAUCGGCCGGCGGCCCGUCAUGCUCGGUUGUUUGUCCGCGUCGUGCGUCUGGUUGUUGCUGUUUGGCCUGGCGCCGAGUCUCAGCUUCGCCGUCGUCUGCCGCUUCGCGCAUCGCGACGCUCGCGGCGGCGAAUUCGCAAUUGGCGCGCCCCCGCGUCCCCUCGUCCGCGCUACGGCGUCGACGCAAGGCAUCUACACACAGGCCUUCUCGCUGCCGCCGUGGCCCGAGGACAAGAGCCCCUGGCGCUACCUGCUCCGCU
This is a messenger RNA of Pelagomonas calceolata, 693 nucleotides long. The record is from the annotation of a GenBank genome assembly. Lineage: Eukaryota; Pelagophyceae; Pelagomonadales; Pelagomonadaceae.